GGCGGGGGCUCGCGUACUCUCGCGAGAGGCAGGAAAGAGCGCAGGGUUUGAAACAUGGCGGACGACGUGGAUCAGCAACAAACUACCAACACCGUAGAAGAGCCCUUGGAUCUGAUCAGGCUCAGCCUGGAUGAGCGAAUUUAUGUGAAAAUGAGAAAUGACAGAGAGCUUCGAGGUAGAUUACAUGCUUAUGAUCAGCAUUUAAAUAUGAUAUUGGGAGAUGUAGAAGAAACUGUGACUACUAUAGAAAUUGAUGAAGAAACAUAUGAAGAGAUAUAUAAAUCAACAAAACGGAAUAUCCCGAUGCUCUUUGUCCGGGGAGAUGGUGUUGUACUAGUUGCCCCUCCAUUGAGAGUUGGCUGAAACAAAGGAUUUAUCCAUGUGGAAAAUAGUGUGUAUGAUUGCUUCUUUAAAUGUAGAAGAUAUUCAAAAGAGAAGCCUGCCUAGAUUUUGAUAUUAAGAAAUGACCAAGGAUUCUUCCACACCCGAAAUGAGUUGAUAUGCAGAUAACUCACAAAUUCUUAAGCAAAAUGGCAUGUUUAUUUUUCUCCACCCCUUCCAAUAAAUGUGAUCACCAAGAUGCAGAA
This is a messenger RNA of Equus quagga, 587 nucleotides long. RefSeq names its product LSM3 homolog, U6 small nuclear RNA and mRNA degradation associated (gene LSM3). Gene Ontology annotation, molecular function: RNA binding. Gene Ontology annotation, biological process: P-body assembly; mRNA splicing, via spliceosome. The record is from RefSeq and is a predicted model, not a curated record. Lineage: Eukaryota; Metazoa; Chordata; Mammalia; Perissodactyla; Equidae. The transcript is spliced from 4 exons. Bases 55 to 363 code for a protein of 102 amino acids. Gene Ontology annotation, cellular component: catalytic step 2 spliceosome; precatalytic spliceosome; U6 snRNP.